AUGAAUAAUAAUAAUAAUAAUAAAAAUAAUAAUAUAUUAAUUGCUAAUCAAUGGCAAUUAGAACGUAAAUUAGGUUCAGGUUCAUUUGGUGAUGUUUAUCGAGCAUUAAAUAUUCAAACUGGUGAAUAUGUAGCUAUUAAACUAGAAGCAAAUAAUGCUUAUUCACAACAAUUAGCAUUUGAAGCUAAAUUAUAUAAAUUAAUGAAAGAUAUACAAGGUAUUCCAAAAUUAUUUUGGUUUGGCGAAGAAGGUGAUUAUAAAUGUUUAGUUAUAGAACUUUUGGGACCAUCAUUAGAAGAUCUUUUUUAUUUAUGUAAACGAGAAUUUUCAUUGAAAACUAUUCUUAUGUUAGCUGAUCAAAUGAUUAUACGUAUAGAAUGUUUUCAUCGAAAAUUUUAUCUUCAUCGAGAUAUUAAACCAGAUAAUUUUCUUAUUGGUAUUGGAAAAGAUUCGACCAAGAUAUUUCUCAUCGAUUUUGGUUUAGCAAAAAAAUUCUUUGAUCAUCGUUUAAAUAAACAUAUAUCAUAUAAAGAAGGCAAAAGUUUAACAGGUACACCUCGAUAUGUAUCUAUUUCAACACAUCUUGGUAUUGAACAAUCGCGUCGUGAUGAUAUGGAAGCACUUGCUUAUGUUCUUAUUUAUUUCAGUCGAGGUACACUACCAUGGCAAGGCAUAAAAGCAUUAAAUAAACGACAAAAAUAUGAAAAAAUAUGUGAAUUAAAAAUGUCAAUAUCAAUAACAAAUCUUUGUGCAGGAUUUUCACCUGAAUUUUCAAUGUAUUUAAAUUAUUGUCGUCGAUUACAAUAUACAGAUGAACCUGAUUAUUUUUAUAUACGUCAAAUAUUUCGUAAUUUAUCUUAUCGUCUUAAUUAUCAAUAUGAUUAUAUGUUUGAUUGGAUUUUAUUAAAAAAUCAAAUAUCUUCACAUUUUUUAGAUCAAAAUCAACAGCAACGAAAAAAGAAUAGCAUAAGGAGUAAUAGUAAUAAACUUAUUUGA
Rotaria sp. Silwood2 is the source of this 996-nucleotide messenger RNA. The record is from the annotation of a GenBank genome assembly. NCBI's taxonomy places the organism in Eukaryota, Metazoa, Rotifera, Eurotatoria, Philodinida, Philodinidae.